Messenger RNA from Olea europaea var. sylvestris, 3219 nucleotides. Its product is annotated as putative late blight resistance protein homolog R1A-10. The record is from RefSeq and is a predicted model, not a curated record. Gene Ontology annotation, biological process: defense response to other organism. NCBI's taxonomy places the organism in Eukaryota, Viridiplantae, Streptophyta, Magnoliopsida, Lamiales, Oleaceae. Bases 229 to 2967 code for a protein of 912 amino acids. Gene Ontology annotation, molecular function: ADP binding. The transcript has 2 exons.
GGGUUCUCGCUUUCUUUGUUACACUCAGCCAUUACUGUCAUUGAUAGCAACCCUUUCAAUCAGAACUUCUACUGCUGCGAUUGUUUUGAAAGGAAGAGCUGGCCAGUCAAAUCUGAGUGUAAAAGAAAUUGGAUUUAGGAGGGAGAGGAAUCUGGUGUUUUCCGUACUUCAGGCUGCCUAGUUAAAGAAUCAAUUAGCCCGGGAUUGUAGAAUUUAAUCGGAGAAGAUAUGGCCUAUGCCGCCGUAGUUUUGCUGAUGCGGGAUCUAGAAGAACUCUUACAUUCCCAGGCACAUCCCAUUCCCAUUGGUCUAAAGAAAGAACACAUUGAAUCUCUUCACAAGGAAGUUAGCUUAUUGCAAGUAUCCCUCAAGGAUUCACAAGAGAAAAUGUAUGAUCAUGAUGUGAAAAGUUUGGAGAAACGGAUAGGUGAUGCGGCUUACCGUGCUGCAGAUUUCAUUGAUUCUCACGUGUACAUCAGCUAUAUCCGGAAUGCUGAUAUUCCGGAAAGAAAGAUCGAGUAUAGUCGGAUUUCCUUGAUCGCCCACCAAAACUUUUCUCAGAUAAUUAAAGAGAUCGAGUUGAUCAAGUUAGAGGCCUUGAAACUUUUUGAUAAACAGAUCUGUGAUACAGAAGUUCUGCCUCAUGGAAAUUCUUCAGUUCAAGACUCGUCACCAAGUUCUCUAAAUGCAGAGGACAGGCUUGUGGGCAUUGAUAAUGACAUCAAAGCACUGCUUCAUCGACUUACAGGAUUUCCAUCCCAUCGCAAAGUUAUUCCAAUCACCGGCAUGGGUGGCAUAGGUAAGACGACUCUUGCUGGAAGAAUUUACAAUGAUCCGAUUAUCAUUCAUCACUUUUAUGUUCGUGCAUGGAUCACUGUGUCUCAAGGAUAUAAUCUAUCUCUAUCAUAUCGAAUGAGAGAAAUGUUGUUGGGAAUUUUAAGAUGUUUCACCAAUAUCACAGAUGAAAUUUGCAAAAAGACUAAUGAAGAAUUAGGUGAAAAACUGUACAAAACGUUGAAAGGUAUGAGAUAUCUGAUUGUGUUGGAUGAUUUGUGGGAUGUCAAGGCCUGGGAUUUCCUUAAACAAUUUUUACCAGAUGAUGUGAUUGGAAGCCGAAUACUAUUGACUAGUCGGCACACUGAGGUAGCUGUUUAUAUCAGUUCUAAGAGUUCUGCUCAUCGCAUGCAUUUCCUGAGAGAUGCUGAAAGUUGGGAGCUUUUGGAGAGUAAGUUGUUUGCUAAAGAAAGCUGCCCUCCUGAAUUGGUCGAAAUGGGCAAGCGAAUUGCAGAAAGAUGUCAAGGGCUACCACUAGCUAUUGUUGUAGUUGCAGGGCUCCUGAGCAAUGUGAGCAGAACACUGGACUGCUGGAAGAGAAUUGCAGAGACUGUACUAUCUCUUGUUGCUGAAAAACCACAGCACUGCACGGAUAUUCUUGCAUUAAGUUACAAUUACUUGCCUAAUCCUUUGAAACCAUGCUUCCUUUAUAUGGGAGCUUUCCCGCUAGACUAUGAAAUCCCAGUAUCAAGACUCAUAUGGCUGUGGAUAGCCGAAGGGUUUAUUCAGCCAGUAGGAGGGAAACGUCUGGAAGAGGUAGCAGAGGAUUACUUGGAGGAUCUAGUAGGCAGAAAUCUGAUUUUAGUUGGAAAAAGAAGGUCUAACGGUAGAAUAAAAACUUGCCACAUUCAUGAUCUUCUGCGCGACGUAUGCUUGAGAGAAUCCAUGAACCAAAACUUUUUACAGGUAAUAAAGCGUUAUGCUCCAAUCCCUCAAAUGGAAUCAAUUUAUCCUCGGCGUAUUAGUCUCCAUGCGAGUAUCCUCCACUAUUACUACUCAAUGGGUUCACAGCCACUCACUCGUUCUUUUUUGUGCUUUGAUGUCAACAAAAUUCUGCCAGACAUAUUUCUGCUGGAAUUCUUGGUUCAAGUAGACUUCAAAUUGCUCGUGGUAUUGGAUAUUAUGCUUCUGCGUUCUAAUCAUUUUCCCAUUGAAGUAGUUGAUUUGGUUCAUUUGAGGUAUUUGGCACUCUCCACAAAUUCUGAGCUUCCUGGAUCAAUAUCCAAACUUCAGAACCUACAAACUUUGAUUAUUGAUCACAUUUGGGAGGGCCAGUACCUGCCAAGAGAAAUAUGGAGCAUGUCACAGCUGAGGCAUAUCCACUUGAAAAGGGGAUGCUAUUUUCCACUCCCUUAUAGCUGGGGAAUUGAGAGCAGCUUAACAAACCUGCAAACACUAUCUACAUUAAUAGGACCUGUCAGUUGUUCUAAGGAAGUUUAUGCCCGGAUGCCACGGCUAAGGAAAUUGGAAAUUUAUGCUACUGAAACUGACUUUGGUACCGAGUGGAUCUCGGAGUGCUUAAGGAAUCUUGUCUGUUUAAAUGAUCUUGAAACAUUGAAAUGUAAUUUUCUCUACCGACCGAGAAUGCAUCGGCUUCCAGAGCAGAAUGUAUUCCCUUCAAACCUGAAGAAGUUUACCUUAAGUGGGAGCUAUUUGCCAUGGGAAGAUAUGAAAAUUCUUGGCAUGUUACCCAACCUUGAGGUGCUUAAACUCAGAUCCUUUGCAUUUGACGGAGAUAAGUGGUCACCGGUUGAAGGAGGGUUUCUCCGACUAAAGCUCUUGGUAAUAGAGAAUUCAGAUCCUGACAACUGGGAUGCAGAUGAAUCCCAUUUUCCACGACUUCAGCGCCUCGUCCUAAAGGAAUGUACCCGCCUCAGAGAAAUUCCUGAAGGUAUUGGGGAAAUUCGGACAAUGCAACUGAUUGAAAUACAUGACUGUAGCUUUAGUGUUGUAAUGUCUGCAAGGAAAAUACAGGAACAACAAGAGGUGAUGGGAAAUGAUGAGUUGAGUGUCCAGAUAAGCUGGGGAGGUUAUCAUUCACAGAGUGAUCUCCCUAUUGAUUAUCGUCAUUCACAUGGCUGGAUGACUAAUGAAGGCAUAGAAGUUGGACACUGGCCAGUUUUUUUUCUUUAAAGAAAGAAAUGAAGCUAGCUGAAGCCUGAGAGGACAGAUUAGACUAUUGUAAUGUAGGUAGUACCUCCAAUUUUACACUUUUUUGCUGUAUUAUUCUUCUCCUUACUGUAUAUAUAAAAAUAAAAAAAUUGCAUUUCAACAUUUCAUUUUCAUUUGUGUAGUUACAAGGGCUAAAUAUGCUUACGACAUGUUUCGUAAGCUAGACCACAUGUGCAAUUUGAAUGUAGAUAAUCAAGUAUUAAUUCUUGAAAA